GGGGGUAGUUAAGCUAAAAAUAAACGCAAAAUUUUGCUAAAAUGCAUCAUGCCUUUUGGUUAAAAUUUGCCGCCUAGAAAAACGACGAAAAGUACGAAUAAUAAUUAGCCACGUCACAGUGGCUCGUCAUCGGGGAGGAUUCACAGGUCCUUGUCACGUUUAACGCAAGUAUCGGAAAAUUCGCAUAUAGCACGGUGUCGUUUCGGACCGAGUGAGAAACAGAAGGUACCCUAAACGGUGUAUUUGUUGCGAGUGAAAAUAUUAGUUCGCUUGCCGGUCGGAACAGAAAAAGAAAGGACCGCAAUCAUGCAAAUCCCGUACAUGAAGGUGGCGAUCUACUCGCUCACCUUCCUCACGUACGCGUACACCGGUUACGGUUCCAAUAUGAUUGCGAAUUUGCGCGAUGCCAUCAUCGCCGCGGAAGCUGUAUUCGGGGACGUGAUGAAAAACGUGGUGCAUGUGGCAAAGAAGUUCAAAGUCGUCCACGAAGUGUUCGACGCAGCUGUCGAGGAAAAUUGCAUCUACAAAUGUCCUGGCGACAUAACUCCUUCCCGAAACAAGUUCUACAUCCCACAAUCGGAUGGAUGCGGUUCUCUUGGGAUGAAGAUCAGCACCGAAUACUUGCCGGCCGUAGAAAUGGAGCAAUGCUGCAACGCUCACGACGUUUGCUACGACACGUGCAACAGCGACAAGGAACUUUGCGAUCUGGACUUUAAGCGCUGCCUAUAUCGAUACUGUGACGAUUACGAGAAAAAUGUGGUGGGCGAAAUCGUCGUAAAAGGUUGUAAAGCGGCAGCUAAGAUGCUGUUCACCGGUACGAUCACGUUGGGCUGUAAAUCGUACCUUGACUCACAGCAACGAUGUUGCUACUGUCCGCCAGAAAAGACGGAUGGAGCCAAACAGGAUGGUACGAAGGCGGAUGGAAGGUAUGCCGACUCCAAGGGCCCGAAGGACUACGGUAAGGAUAGGGACAAGGGAAAGGACAAGAACAAAUAUGGCUGGAAGGAGCUGUAGAUGCAGAAUCGCAUCUGUAUGGAGCGAAGGAUGACCCAGAAGUCUGUACAAUACUGUGAUUAGAUUAGCGAAGCUCGACUAGCGUGCCUCGUAAUGGUUACCAUCCGUGUGAAAUAAAAGAC
Anopheles nili is the source of this 1136-nucleotide messenger RNA. It is a transcript of the gene GXIVsPLA2, whose product is annotated as group XIIA secretory phospholipase A2. Gene Ontology annotation, cellular component: extracellular region. The coding region runs from base 307 to 1014 and encodes 235 amino acids. The record is from RefSeq and is a predicted model, not a curated record. NCBI's taxonomy places the organism in Eukaryota, Metazoa, Arthropoda, Insecta, Diptera, Culicidae. Gene Ontology annotation, molecular function: A2-type glycerophospholipase activity; calcium ion binding. Gene Ontology annotation, biological process: arachidonate secretion; lipid catabolic process; phospholipid metabolic process. The transcript is spliced from 3 exons.